UUGGUGACUGCAAGCAUUUCGAUUCCGGGAUCGGUUGCAGGUUUUUCGCUCAAAACCGCGGUGCGUCGUACGGAACGGUUCGAAAGUAGAUGCAAAGGGUACCGGAAACCCCUGGCCAUCGGAAGUGAAUCAAGUUCAAACGGAUACGAUCGGUUCUAGGUCGGUAGGAAGUGAAAUUGUUUUGUGCACCCUGGUGCUGCUACUAGGUGGGCCCCAUUUUCGCCCCGAUCGCCAUAGUCCCCAACAACAAUAUCAGCAGCAGCAUCAUUGAAGAAGGCUGUGACGACUACUACAUCGAUACGAGCACGCACGCACACACACGUGGGAAAGUGCUCGUCGUGAGAGAAGCUCUCUCUCACUGGCGGUAAAGAUGUGUGCGUGCUGCAUCGCAUAAUAGGGGGCAGCAAAAUAUCUGCCCCGAUGUUGAAUGGAUACAAGAAAAGUGCUGUGGAUCAUCAUCGUUGGGGAUAUACAGAUGGGUGUGUGUGUUUCAUUGGCAAAAGGCAAUAGGAAUCUAUCCGAGUGUGGUGAAAUGUAAACAUGGCCGAUUGACGAAAGGGAAUCAUCAUCGUAUCGGAUAGGAAUGUAACUCCGAAGCAAUUAUCCAAAUUUCCAACUAUGUGACAAGAUUUGAAAAUGUGAUUCUUCCGCGCGACAGAGUGCUUCAUCUGAAGUAGAUUCCGCAUUCAGUCACAUCUCCCUGUAGCCCUCUAGGAUAGGACAGUGAAAGUGAAAGAACCACAGUGAAUCCAACUGUGUGCAGUCAUUACGAAAAGAAAAAAAAAUCUACUGUGCCCUUUGAGAAAAGAGUGAAAAGUUUCCUCAGCAAAAGGAAAAAUUCCAGCAGGAUAUUGUGCAAUAUUGUUACCGCAUCACAUUUUGGGGUGGUGUUUAUUUGCGGGACAUUGUUCGGAAAUCAAUCGAGACAAAUCAUCAACAAACGAAAUAGACGGAGAACCACGUAAUUUGGGCAGCUCGGAACGCAGAGGCAAAAUAAUAAAAGAUGGUCCUUCAUUUGUAUUCAGAUCAACCGUCGCUGGCCGCCGCCGGAGUUGCUGCCAUUGCCGUCAGAAAAUGAAUCUCGGUCUCUGGGGAUGCUUGGUGCCCUGUGGACUGCAAUACUGGUGCGAGAGUAAAAGCGAUACAUGCAUUACGGAGAUGGGGGCGACGGCAUCGACUGAUUGUCCUGGUGGUGGGGGCGGUGCAACCGGAUCCGGUCCCAGUGGGAUUCCGGGCCUGACGGGUGCUGGUGGCAUGACGGGUGCUACCUCUACAACUACAACGCCGCUGACGGCUGCCGGGGCCUACGGACCGAUGGGUGGAAUAGGGAGUGGCCCAGGAGGAGGAGGAGGAGUAAUAGUGCGCGAGCGGCGGAAAAAGGUCACCGGCUUUGCGACACUGAAGAAGAAAUUAAUCCGGCGUCGACGGUCAUCGAAGGCCUGCGAUCAUGGGCGCGUCCUGAGAGAGUUUGUAUCCAGCUGGAGUCCGAUGGAGCUUUCUGCCCUUUUGGAGGAGUACGAAUCGCUGGCAUCUUUGAAGGACCUCUCGGUACAAGCCGAACUAGCCAGGCCACCGGCCACAACGUUCAAACAGGAUCUCGCCAGUUUGUACGACUACAAACACUGCACCGACUGUGAUUUGGUGUUCCGGGGAACUGUCUUCCCGGUGCACCGUGCGCUACUAUCUGCUCGCUGUCCGUACUUUCGAGAUCUGCUCGCCGGAUGUCCGGGCUACGGGGCGCGAAUUUGCCUCGAAUUACGCUCCUCACCGGUCGACGUACCGAUGUUCUCGUCACUGUUAAGAUACCUUUAUACAGGAGAUUUAUGUACACAUGAUCCGACCAUAGAUGUAAGUCUGCUACGUAGAUUAGGAGAAGAUUUCGGCACUCCGAAUCCGCUGGAGAACGAUUUGCGCUAUCUUCUGGAGACCGGCGAUUAUGCAGAUGCUGCUAUAGUGUUCACCUCAGAGGGAGGCGAUUAUCAUCGGCCGGAUUCCGGUAGCUCCGAGUAUGGUUUCCGACCGAAGCUAGAACUGCCUUGCCACAAGGCCAUCCUCAGUGCGCGGUCCCCAUUCUUCAAGAACAUGAUCCAGCGGCGUACGCGGAACAUCAACGAGGAACAUCAGCUGCACGGAACAGAUCGAUCACUUCACGUUCCAACCAGAAUCGUGCUGGAUGAAAGCGUUAUUCCCAAACGGUAUGCAAGGGUACUUUUGCAUGCUAUCUAUCUGGAUACGGUCGACCUAUCGUUGAUUUUGCGCGGCAAUGGAUGCGGAAGUGGAGCCGGAAGCCUCGGUGAGGUCCAAGCGCUUACGCACACCGGUCGUACAAGACCAUCUCCAUUGGAAGAAGCAAUGGAGCUUUAUCAAAUCGGUCGAUUCCUGGAGCUAGACAUUUUGGCACAAGGGUGCGAAGACUUAAUUUUGGAAUGGCUCUCGUUAGACACCUUGGCAACGGUUCUGCGUUGGGGUAGCCAACCACAUGGAUCAGCAUGGGUCUAUCGGCAGGCUUGUCACUACUUGCGUGAAGAAUUCUCUGCCAUUGUUGGGUCACCGGUAUUAUUUCAACUGGAUAAAUCGCAGCUCAUUGAAGCACUCCAGAAUAACUUUCUGCAGGCUUCGGAGCUUGAAGUCCUUCAGGCUGUGUUGAAAUGGGGUGAACAAGAGCUAAUUCGACGGAUGGAAGAUAGGGAACCGAACUUGUUAAGCCACACGGCUCAUUCUGUCACACGAAAAGGGAUAAAAAAACGCGAUCUGAGCGAUGUAGAGUUACGGGAGAUUCUUUCCGAACUACUUCCACACGUUCGCAUGGACCACGUACUUCCACCGAGCAACGAAAUAUUGAAUCAAGCGAUUCGUCGUGGACUGGUGAGCACUCCGCCGUCGCACAUGAUCGGAGAUGAUCGUGAGAGUUUACGGAUCAACGCGUGGAUUCGUGGAGGAAAAAACCAUGGAUUGUUUGUUCGACCCCGGCUCUUUAUGCCGUACUAUGAGGAGGUGAAAGUUCUGUUGGAAGACCACAUUGCCUCUCAGCAGGUGGAAUUAAUGCGGAUGCGACGAUCUCGCCACAUGCCGGACAUUCCGGAUACACUGUAUAUGGUUUCGCGACUGAAUAGCAACGCUAGUGGCAACAUCGGCGGGGGAGGAACAGCUGGAGUGGACGUUGUUGCCACGGCUGCAGCCUCAAUCCCUGCCCCUGACGCGGCUGCUAUGGAAGCGAUGCAAAAACGGGAACAAAAGCUACGCCAGGCUCCGAGUUGCCAAAGAGCUCUCACCCUUCCGCUCUCGAGUCGACACGAAAUAAACCGUCAAAUACGGCUUCGGGUGGUACGAGAGUUCAACUUCCCAGACGAGGUUUCCGAAUUGUUGGAGAAUUCCAGCUGCUUCUGUCUGGAUGCCGACGGUUCUACUCCCAAACCACAGGACGAUGACAUACACGCGAGUAAUCAGUCACUAGACGAUGAUACAACUCCACCACCUUCUCCGGCACUGCCAAGUGAUAUUAUUCCGCAGAACGGGUCCCGCUUCGGUCGGAACAUGACAUUCCCCAGACAACAAGCCCAACCUCAACCAGCUCCACCUCAAGUCAUUCCACACAGUUCCGGUGGUGGAUUGCACCUGAAUCCGGGGAUCGGCGGGGGACUGCUCGGUUCCGGGUCGGGCCUUCUCGGUUCCCAUCGGCGUCAGGAGUUACCAUCGUUGAUUCCCGGUGGCGACGUUGUUGCCUUCAGGUUAGCUUCCCAAUCGGGGUCGGACCAUUCCGGAGAGGUUGCCGGCGGCGCUAGUGGUGGUGGAGGUGCGUGUUCCGAGGGCCACCUGUCGGACAUUAUGCCGGACGUGGCGAUGGCUACCGCAUCGCUCGGCCAAUUGCAGCUUGGCGGUGGCGGUGCAGGUAGCGCUGGAGGUGGGAACGAUAUGCCCGAGAGUCUACAUUUGGAUUUGGGUGACGGACCCAGCCACAUGAUUGGUGCGGCCGCUUCCAUGGGACUGCACAAUCUGCAGCAUCAUCGUAUGGCCAAUUCGUCACCGAGCAAUUUCCACCACUACAUGACCCGAGGACAUGCGCCCCCGGGCGAUGCAGGCGGUGGAGGAGGAGGACUAGGUUUAGGUCUGGGAGGCGGUGCUGUGCUCGGGGGUCGAGGAGGUGGGCCAUCCGGAGCUGGAGGAGGACUGGGCCCUUCAUCUGCUGGUCUCGGUGGCGGUGGUGCAUCAGCGUACUCACAACGUUCCAACUCACCGUACAAUCUGCACCGGGCGAGUCCGGGCCUGCCGCAUAACUCCUAUCAUACCGGCCCUCGAUUAUAGAGUCGGCUACAAAUAUUUCCCGACCGGCGUCGGCUGUUCCGGUUACCGUUCUGAUAUAAGAGAACCGGUAAUAGGAGAGUGUAAUAGUUUACAAACGAUAAACAAGAAAAUCGCGCGAAUCUUAUUGAGUUUGGGUGUGAGCGAUUGAAGAGUGAUAAGUUAAUGAAUGUGUAAUUGUUUAGUUAAACAAAUUGACUAAAUUAAAACAACAAAGAGCAUGAUGAAAUUAUAUGUUAAAGUUAAAGCGAAGCAUAAGAAACAACGGCGUUCGUUGGAAUGCGUAUAAGUAGUAAAAAAUGGUGUCGAGAGUAAAUCAUCGGAACAAGUAAAUAGAUAUUUGAAUUAAAUGCUAAGUAUUUCACUGUAAUUGAAAAAACAAAAAACCGAAGAACAAACUGAGAGUAGUGCUAAACUUGACAUUCAUACAACAACCAACAUGUAAUACCUACUUUUGUAAUGAUGAUCGAAGGUGAAUUAUUCAUUUCAAGCUCGUUUUCGCAGAAGGGUGUGAACAGUCUUCAAAACGGAACGAAUUUAAGAUCAUCGAUCCGAUGAACGAAGCGAAGGUUCGUAAUAAUCAAACUGUGACCCUCGAGAGCCGAAGAGGGUAUGGAUGCGAUUUUCCAUUUAGGUAUUUUUUGGAACGUUAUAGUUUUACGUUAAAAAAAAAAACAAAUUUCAAAUUGACACCAGUUUAAGAUUCCAAUAUGAAAAUCGUUAGGCAUUGUUAACUCAAAACUGUAAAACUUCCCACUAACCCCUUCAGGCUCUGAGGGCCUCAAUUGCUUUUUGUUCUAAUUGGUUUUUAAAAAAGUAUCCACUGGAGCACCUCGGAAAUGAAUGAAUGAAAAGUGUUUUCAGUUUAUCUUGAGCGCUAUUUUAACCAUGCAUUAAAUUCUGAGAUAACGCCUUAGUUCCCUUUUAUCUCUCACUAGGAUUAGCACACCAAACUACACGAUCACACAUGCAAAACACGUACAGGCGGUGCCUUUUAUUUAUUUUCCUUAUAGUUUUUAAGAAGAGAAGAGAAAUCUGUUUAAGCAAUAGUGAAAACAAACGUCGAACAAUAUAAGGACUAUUUUUUUUAAACAAAUCAAAUCUAAUACCUAUCCGCGGUUUUAUUGCUAUUUAUUUAUAUACAUGUGUACUAUCAUUAGGUCGUUUGUUUUGAUAAGCAAAAAGAGAAAAUUCUGAGUAUUCGUUAUCGCCCUAUUGUGUAGAUUUUUUUACGCUAUCGAUUAUUUGAAAGAAAAAAAUCUAGUAUCCAUUAGUUAGUCCUGAUUGAGUGCAUGGCCCUGCGAGUGAAUGUAAUUAUUGAGUGUUACCGAAAACAAUACACAAAAAACACAUCAUACUAGUAUUUUUUAUCCUUUUUUUUUCAUAUAAUCGCAAAGAGAAGAGGUCAUAAAAAGCAGACAAGUUAAGCCCGCGAAUAAUACAAAACAAGAGAAGUUGAGAACGAAAAAAAAAAAUAAAA
Uranotaenia lowii is the source of this 5779-nucleotide messenger RNA. RefSeq names its product BTB/POZ domain-containing protein 7. The transcript has 3 exons. Bases 1075 to 4302 code for a protein of 1075 amino acids. Lineage: Eukaryota; Metazoa; Arthropoda; Insecta; Diptera; Culicidae. Gene Ontology annotation, molecular function: protein binding. The record is from RefSeq and is a predicted model, not a curated record. Gene Ontology annotation, biological process: morphogenesis of a branching epithelium.